Linum tenue is the source of this 1314-nucleotide messenger RNA. NCBI's taxonomy places the organism in Eukaryota, Viridiplantae, Streptophyta, Magnoliopsida, Malpighiales, Linaceae. The record is from the annotation of a GenBank genome assembly.
CAAGGAUUGAAUAUUCUUGACAGAUGGUCAAGGGUAAAGUAUUAACCUGCAACCCAAGUCAUCUGGAAAAAGAAGUGAGCCCAAGAACAAUCUGAACAGCAGACAAAGAUCGAGAACAUAUGCUUUGCACCAGAAGCAAAGAAACCCCAAAAAGCUAAAGAAACAAAGAACUAAAGAGGAAACAGAGCUCAAAGCAUGGAAAAGCUUCACUUCCACAGAUUGCAAACUUGGCCUACAAAACCCCCCAUCUCCCCUCCACGCUAUUCUCAAAAUCCAACUGAAGGUUUCGGCCUCAUCCUUCUUCUUCUUCAUCAUCAUCAUCAUCAUCAUCCUAUCUUCUUCAUCAUCAAUGGCAAGAACGAUCCAGAGACCGAUCGGAAUGCUGGGACUCACCUGUCUCGUGCUGCUGUCGCUUCAGCAAACUAGUGCAUUCCAGUUCACCAUUGGUGGUGCCAAAGGUUGGACGGUUCCUGAUAAUUCCUCCGGCUUGAGUUACAAUUCUUGGGCCGAAAGCAACCGGUUCUCCACCGGAGACUCCAUUUUGUUUGUGUACAACGCUGAACACGACUCGGUGCUGGAGGUGAGCAAGGGUGACUACGACAGCUGCACCACAACUUCCCCAGUCGGGACCUACUCCGACGGCCACACCCUCUACACUUUCAAGCACUCUGGCGCUCACUACUUCAUCAGCGGCAACAAAGACAACUGCCUGAAGAACGAGAAGGUUGUCGUGGUCGUGUUGGCCGACAGGAGCAAGAACGGAACAGCACCUGCUGCUUCCCCGCCAUCUCCGACUCCACCAUCACCUGCCCCAGCCAUCGAUCAGUCACCUCCAGCGGGGAUAGUUCAGGUCACCCCUACUCAACCUCCUGAGGGCGAGAUGCCCAACAAUGGAGGGCUGUCUUCCAUGGCUGCAGCAGCAGGGAUCAUCGGUUCAGUCGGAGCUUUCCUAGCAUCGUCCCUCGUGCUGGCAUUCUGAUUAUUGGUUCCAGAGACAGGGUUCUUCACCUUCAUGGUUCAUUCAAAAGUUGGGUUUCGUCGAUUUUACUUCUUUUGUUUUACUACUGUUAUUCUCCUUGGGUUGGACAUCCUGUGGCAUUUCACCAAGUUUGUUCACCACCCAGAGGCUCAGUGCUUUGAUUCUCGCUGGGUGUUUCGGAGAUAUUCCCAUUGUUUGUAUUCGAAUAUUUGUUCGUCGUGGAGAUGGUAAUAGAGAUUAUGAACUAAGCUGGUUGGUGUGCAUUUCAAGAGCAUGUUUGUAUAGAAAACGAAAUAACUGAAAGAGACGAGGAGCGUUUUACUCGUACCUUCUGC